This is a messenger RNA of Maudiozyma barnettii, 1206 nucleotides long. Its product is annotated as alkene reductase. Gene Ontology annotation, molecular function: NADPH dehydrogenase activity; FMN binding. Lineage: Eukaryota; Fungi; Ascomycota; Saccharomycetes; Saccharomycetales; Saccharomycetaceae. The record is from RefSeq and is a predicted model, not a curated record. The coding region runs from base 1 to 1206 and encodes 401 amino acids. The transcript has a single exon.
AUGCCAUUCGUAAAAGACUUUAAAGCUGAAUCUUUAGAAGAUUCAAAUCUCUUCAGACCAAUGAAGAUCGGGAAUAUGAACCUGGACCAUCGUGCCGUUAUGGCCCCACUAACAAGAUUGAGGGCGAUAUAUCCUGGUCAAAUUCCAAACACUGACUAUGGUAUCGAGUAUUAUGACCAACGUUCCAGGAGAAAAGGGACAUUUUUGAUCUCUGAAGCCGCAAUCAUUUCCCCUCAAGCAGGUGGUAUUGAUGAUGCCCCUGGUAUCUGGAAUGAAACACAGGUCGAAGCAUGGUCUAAAAUCAUCGAAAAGGUUCAUGAGAAUGGCUCUUAUAUUUUCAUCCAAUUCUGGGCUUUAGGUCGCCAUGCUUUCCCUGGUAAUCUGAAAAGAGAUGGGCUUAGAUAUGUCUCUGCUUCCGACGACGUUUACAUCGACGACUCUCGUCAAGCAAUUGCUUUCUAUGCAAACAACCGCCAACAUGGUCUAACUAAGACAGAAAUUCAAAGUUUUGUUCAGGAUUUUGCAAACGCCUCAAAGAAUUCGAUUAAGGCAGGUGCAGAUGGUGUUGAGAUCCAUAGUGCGUUUGGUUUCUUUUUAAAUCAAUUUUUGGACCCAAUUUCCAACAAAAGAACGGAUGAAUACGGUGGGUCUAUUGAGAAUAGAUCCAGAAUUGUCUUAGAGGUUGUUGAUGCCUGUAUUGAGGCCGUUGGUGCUGAAAAGGUUGGUAUCAGAUUAUCCCCUUGGGCUAGAUAUUUGGGUAUGUCAGGAAGUACCGACCCAACUUUAUUAGCAACAUACUGCUAUUUAUUGGGUGAGCUUGAAAAGAGAGGUAGGGCUGGUAAGAGAUUAGCCUACGUUCAUUUAGGUGAACCAAGAGUAACUGAUCCAUUUUUAACUGAAGGUAAAGGAAUGGAGAUGUUUGGCCAUAACGAUUUUGCAUUUUCUAUCUGGAAAGGUCCAAUUAUCCGUUCUGGUAAUUUGGCAUUGCACCCUGAGAUUGCAAAAGAUUUGUUGAAAAACGAUAGAACUUUAAUUGCUUACGGUAGAUUUUGGAUUUCUAACCCAGAUCUUGUUGACAGAUUGGAGAAGGGACUACCUCUGAAUAAAUAUGAUAGAGGUACAUUUCUAGGCAGAACCGAUGAAGGAUUAUUGGAUUACCCAACUUACGACGAGGCAAUCAAAAAAGGUUGGGAUUACGAAGCUUAG